Rhopalosiphum padi (bird cherry-oat aphid) is the source of this 669-nucleotide messenger RNA. Its product is annotated as piggyBac transposable element-derived protein 3-like. The transcript has a single exon. The record is from RefSeq and is a predicted model, not a curated record. Lineage: Eukaryota; Metazoa; Arthropoda; Insecta; Hemiptera; Aphididae. Gene Ontology annotation, molecular function: sequence-specific DNA binding. The coding region runs from base 1 to 669 and encodes 222 amino acids.
AUGACGCGUAAAAACUUACACGAACAAGAAAUUUUAGAUUUAUUAGAAGAUGGAAAUAUCUCAGAUAUAGGAAGCAUAAAUAAUGAUGAAGAGAUAUUCCCAAUUAACGAAUUUGCUGAAUUAAUGGACAUUUUUGAUAAUGAUGAGGAUAAUACAUCGAAUGAAGUACCUGAAAAUCUUGAAACAUCAAAUUCACUUGUACAAUAUCAUGUUACUAAUAAAAAAGAUAUAAAAUGGGUACAACAACCAUUUGAAAAUUUAAAAUUAAAUUUAGACGAUAUAGAAUCUGUAAUUGCACCAGCAUCAAUACCUGCUCCUAUUGACUAUUUCAAUAAAUAUUUUUCGAAUGAUUUCUAUGAACAAAUUGCAUAUAACACAUUAUUAUAUACAGUCCAAAAGGGAAUACAUUUUUCACCGACAAAUGCUCAAGAAAUAAAAUGUUUCAUAGCUAUUCAUAUUAUCAUGGGAACCCUAAAAUUUCCACGUGUACGUAUGUAUUGGGAGGAAGCUUACCGUAUAAAUACUGUUGCUAAUAAUAUGACUAGAGAUAGAUUUUUUCAACUUAGAUCUAAUUUUCAUAUAAUAGACAACGCUAGCAUACCACCAAAUAAUAAAGACAAAUUUAUUAAAGUCCGCCCGUUAUAUAAUUUAAUAAAAAAGCAAUGGUAA